UCUUUGAAUUCAACAUACAAGAUGAAGUUAGUACUUGCCUUGGCUGUCUGCUUUUUUGGCAGCGUGAUCGCUUCUAGCGAUAAAGUGGAUUGGACUAAUGUACCACCAUUACAUGUGGAUCCUAAAAUCCCAUAUCAUCCACGCAUGAACCUCGAUGGACCUACAGGACGUAUUACCAAUGGUCAAAUAGCUGAUGAAAAACAAUUCCCCUAUCAAGCCGGUUUGAGAUUGUACAUAUCCGGUGGCGCUGUUUGGUGUGGUGGCAGUUUGAUCUCUGAUCGUUGGGUGCUGACCGCUGCGCAUUGCACAGAUUCUUUGACCACUGGCGUUGAUGUGUACUUGGGCGCUUGGGAUCGCACAGACGCAACCGAAAAGAACCAACAGAUCAUUUUCGUUUCUAAAAAGAAUGUUAUUGUGCACGAGAAUUGGGAUAGAUCCGCAAUUAUCAAUGAUAUUUCGCUCAUUAAAUUGCCAGUUCCAAUUGAAUUCAACGAUUACAUUCAACCAAUUGCCUUGCCCAAAAAAUCAGCCAGUUACGACACCUACGUCAAUCAGCCAGUGAUCGCUUCCGGUUGGGGAAAGAUUACCGAUUCUGCUACGGCCGUCACCAAUAUAUUGCGUUGGAUUGAAGUGCCAGUUUUGUCGAACACAGUUUGCAACCGUUGGUUCGUUGGUUCCGUUAAGUCCACAAACAUUUGCAUCAGGACAACUGGCGGUAAGUCAACUUGCAACGGUGAUUCGGGUGGUCCAUUGGCGUACAAUGAUGGUGAGAGCACUGUUUUGGUUGGUGCCACUUCCUUUGGUAUUGCUUUGGGUUGUGAGAUUGGCUGGCCAAGUGUGUUCACUCGCAUCACUUCCUACUUGGAUUGGAUCGAAGAAAAGACCGGUAUUGCAUAUAACUAAAUGGAGAUACAAUAAAUUCUUUAAUAUUAUUUAUACACCUUAA
Messenger RNA from Bactrocera oleae (olive fruit fly), 946 nucleotides. Its product is annotated as brachyurin. The record is from RefSeq and is a predicted model, not a curated record. Gene Ontology annotation, molecular function: serine-type endopeptidase activity. Lineage: Eukaryota; Metazoa; Arthropoda; Insecta; Diptera; Tephritidae. Gene Ontology annotation, biological process: proteolysis.